Molecule: messenger RNA, 1719 nt
Organism: Hemisphaericaspora subhashii
Lineage: Eukaryota; Fungi; Ascomycota; Pichiomycetes; Serinales; Debaryomycetaceae
Exons: 1
Coding region: 1-1719 (572 amino acids)
Source: RefSeq, a predicted model, not a curated record
AUGUACUCCUUAUAUACAAUUAGUAUACGACGAGCAAUCCCUCGAAUAAGUCGAAUACGACUGACUACUAAUCAAUUAUCAUCAAUUAAACAUCGUACCACUUCCCGAUACAAUACAACAAUUGAAAGAUAUCAACAUACAACUACUGCUACGGCUACGGCUACGGCUACUACAGACACAACAACUACAUUUGACAUUGACGGAACUGCCGAAGCCCCAUCUCCCACUCCCAAUAAGUCAAUUGUAAUAGACCGAGAGGAACACAUCCAACAAUUAAACAAACAUUUCCAAUUAGUAAUAUCUGAUGAAUCACGAUUCGAUGAAGCAAUACAUUUAAUAGACACAUAUGAAAACCUACUAUCUCCCAAACUCCUUCAAGUAUUCAUCUAUAAUCUCCUCCAAACAAACAAUCUCGAACUAGUCACAAUUCUCCUUCAUAAACUAAUCCCCAAUACAAUCCCAUGUCUCCCUAAUGAAUUAUGGUCAAUUUAUAUUUCCAAAACUUGUGAAACUCCCAAUUAUUUAUCAGCAAUUUACAUCUUUCAUAACAUAAUCGACCCAUAUCCAUUCCACAUCGAAGAUCCUAGUCAUUACACCUUGGAUAAUAACCUUGUCCCCUUCCUCAUAACCCCGGACCAAAUCCGGGGUCUUGCCUUAGUCUUCUCGAUUCAUCGUGAUUCAAUUAGACAAAUUGGUCUCAUGACUUAUUUCAAACGGUUUUAUUCCGCCAUGCAUAAUCAAGACCUUUAUAGAUUCUUAAGUAUUCAAUUAAUCGAAACAUAUGCAUCCAAACCCGAAACCCAUCUUCAUGCCUUGGAUGAAUUUAAUAAAUUGGCAUAUCGAACUGAGGUUAUUGAACAGCGAGGAUUAAGAUCACGUCAUGGUAAAUUAUUGGGGUUUGUCGGUCAUAAAAAUGUGGCAACCCGAUUGGAUAGGACGAAAUAUAAUCUAUUCCCGAUGGAUAAUGACCAGAUUAUUCCGGAAGAUAAAAAGACACAAUUGGAUUUACAUCAACAAUUGAUUGGAAAAAUAUGUAAUUUGGAAUUAUUCAAUCCAUUUAUGUUUAGAAAUGUCUAUCAUUAUCGAGGAGUUCAAAAUCCUAUCAUUAGUCGAUUGUAUUAUGUUGAUGAAUUACCCAAUUUUAAUAAAUUUAUUCAAUCACAAGUUGAAAAUGUCUUAUCUGAAGACAAAAAUGUUCUAGAGACUUUGGUGAAAAUGUGUUCUGGUUCUCGAGUGUUUAUGAAUGAUAUAGGACAUGUUUUUAUCGUGAGUUCAUUGUGUAAAUUACAUAAACAAUUUUUGGCCUUGGGUUUCCUAAAAGCAUUAGCAAAUACUCAAAUAGAGAAAUAUAAUCAGCAUGCAAUUCGAUAUCAAAAUUUCCAAAUCAUAAUCCAUAGUAUUCUGGAAGAUAUGACCCAAGCGGAUUUAGGUGGGAUGGAAUUAAGGGAGUUUUUGAAAUUGAUGAUGGAUUUUCAUUCUGAAAUGCGUGGGGUUCGUCAAGAUAAGCCGACUUCACCAGGGUAUAGAGUCUUACAGGAAUAUAUCUCGUUGUUGUUGAAAUUACCCGAUGUGAGGUUGCAUGAAUUGGUUCCAUAUUUGGAAAUGUUAUACCAAAGAUCUGAUAAUUAUUUAUGUCUAUUUGAAGAUCAAUAUAAUAAAUUAAUGGAAUUAUUAACUCCGGAUUAUGAGAUGUAUAAAUCAAUUGUUCAUAAAAUAUGA